Messenger RNA from Colletotrichum karsti, 636 nucleotides. RefSeq lists its product as uncharacterized. Bases 1 to 636 code for a protein of 211 amino acids. Lineage: Eukaryota; Fungi; Ascomycota; Sordariomycetes; Glomerellales; Glomerellaceae. The record is from RefSeq and is a predicted model, not a curated record. The transcript is spliced from 2 exons.
AUGCCGACACCUACAAAGAACAGGUCGCAUUUCAUCGAGCCGGCUUCGAGCCAGGCAGCUCUUGUGUCAGAGACCUCUAACGACAAGACCUUCGACAGCAACAUGGAUCGGUCGACCACCCAAGCCGAGCAGAGACAAUCUAUCGCAGACCAGCCCGCCGAGUCUGACACUCAGAACCCAGGAGAACCCGUGUUCAUGUGUGGUUUUGGACUGGAGAGAGAUGACCAGGAGCUUUCUGGUGCGGCGAAGAAGUUCCAGGCAGAACGCGAAAAUUCGAGGACAGAAUGCGAGAAAGUCCCCGGAGGAUAUCCCACAGACUCGGAUGCGCCCGCGAACCAAGACGCGGAUUUCCGGUUGCAUAGACGCUCAUCAACCGAAUUCAUGAAGGUUCCGAGCGAAGAGGUCGACACCAUGGAACGGACAGCUCAACGGUCCGGGGAAGCUCCAAAUGGAUGUCAGUCUGACAAAGCUUCAAGUGGUUCUCAGUUCGAGCCUCAAGCUCAGUCUGAACCUCAAGAGCCGCAUUCAACACCGAUCGAUAUACGAAAGGACGGGAGCCAGAAGCCGCAGGCUAAGUUGUGGCAGAAGCCUGAAGCUGAGGAUUCGUCCCCGCGACUCUGGAAAUCUCCCAAGUAG